UUAGGCAGGUCGGGCUGACAACGCAUCGAAAAGAGCGUACCGUUGUGGCUCAUAAAUGAAGGUUAACUUUGUCGCGAAUCCAGCGAAAACCGUGAACAAGAACGAGGGCGAUGCUUCGGGCGAACUGUCAACAAGAUCUCCGUAUUGGUUUAGAAGUAUCGCGGUGAAUUAGCCAGGGACAAACAUGGAUCGUGUUCCGGCAGACGUGUGUUUUUCUUCGUGGUGAACCUCUCUCUGUCUCACCGGGACAGGGAUCCUCAACCUCGGGAGUGGUGAUAUUCACGCAAGAGAACGCGAAAGAGGAAUAAUGGUUCAAUCGAGCGGAAAGUAAAAUCCAGCCAUCAUCCUGGCGCGUGGCAAACCAGGCCAAAGGCCUGGAUCCUCGUCCUCCUCGUCCUCGUCCACGGAGAGGCUGCAAAGGAUGCCAGGACCGGCUCAGGAGAGGCCUCGUGCGCAACGGCUUACGGACAUCGAGCCUCAGACUGCAAAAGGAUUAGGAUGUAAUCGAACGGACGAUUUCAGUACACCGGUCAGCUCUGGCAGCAACAUGGGCAGUAUAGCACGGUUUCCAAAAUUGGACGAGUGUGCCCACUUUCAUUACGAACACGUUGAACUCAGUUCCUUGGAGGUUACACUUAGCGAAGGUUCGAAUGAUUCAGACAGCUACGCGGUUAGAGUAACAUCUGGAGAUGCAUGCUGGACCCUGCAACGAUCUUAUGAUAAUUUUGUUAUGUUUGACAAGCAAUUGCAUCGCUGCAUAUUCGACAGGAAGUUUUCUUCCUUGACCAAGCUUCCGGAUGCACGGCCAAAAAACACCUGUGAUAUACUGAGGGACUAUUUGAAUAGAUUCUCGCAGUUAAAUCACGAAGGCCUAAAUUGCGGUCCUGUGUUAAAUUGGUUGCAGCUAGAUAAUAGAGGAAGAAGAAUACUUGUGCCAGAGUCAGAUUCAUGCCCUAUUAACACCCCUGCGGUAGCGGCAGCUUACGCAGUGAGACCUUACGUGGCUCAGGCACCGGAUGAGAUCUCCUUUCAGGUUGGGGACAUGAUUUCUGUAAUAGACAUGCCUCCGCCAGGGGAAAGCACAUGGUGGCGCGGAAAGCACGGUUUCGCUGUUGGGUUUUUUCCAGCCGAAUGCGUGGCUGUAAUUGGGGAUAAAGUUCCACGACAUCUGACCGUGUCGACGACCGUCAGAUCGAAACUACCGGUGAAACCAGUGCUCAGGAAGCACGGGAAAUUGAUCGCCUUUUUCAGGUCUUUUAUACUGAAUAGACCGUCCAGGAGGCGAUUGAAGCAGUCUGGAAUCUUGAAGGAGCGUGUAUUUGGUUGUGAUUUAGGGGAACAUCUUUUGAACUCAGGUCAAGAUGUGCCUACUGUUUUAACGUGCUGCGCCGAGUUCAUCGAGAACCAUGGCUUGGUUGAUGGCAUAUACCGUCUAAGCGGCGUGACAUCGAACAUUCAGAGAUUACGAAACGCGUUCGACGAGGAUCGUGUUCCUGCAUUGCAUUCCGAUGAAAGUAUUCUACAAGACAUUCAUUCGGUGGCGUCGCUAUUGAAAAUGUACUUCAGAGAACUACCGAAUCCACUCUGUACAUACCAACUUUAUUCUACUUUCGUUACCGCGGUUCAGGCUAACACCGACGCGGAAAGGUUAAGGCGGAUGAGGGAUACCGUUAGGAAAUUACCACCACCUCACUAUAGAACGUUAGAGUAUCUUAUGCGCCAUCUGGUGAGAGUUGCAGCACGUGGCGCGGAGACAGGUAUGACGCCGCGUAAUGUCGCGAUCGUCUGGGCUCCGAAUCUUUUGAGGUGCAAGGAACUGGAAGUCGGCGGUGUGGCGGCGUUGCAGGGCGUCGGCGUGCAAGCGGUUGUUACGGAGUUUUUAGUCUGUUACGCGGAAUUAAUAUUUGGUGACGGUCCGGUCGGAAGGCCAAAAUCGUUGGCCAUCACAACGUCCGCGAGAUUGCUCAGUUUGGAGGAAGCUCGGAACAGAAGUCUGAGAGGCGAGCCGGAUUACAUAGAAGUGGGCGCUGGCCCAGCCGGAUUACCAUUACAUUACCACACGGUCAUAGAGCUGCCGCGAAAAAGAAACGGCUCGAAGCGUUCACCCUCGUUGAAUUGGAGAGCUUUGUUCAGCAGAGGUGGCUUGGGUGCCAGAGGAAAAUCGAGGCAAGUUGGCACGCCACCUCAAACAGAAACGGUGCCAAGUUCCUUAAACUCUUUACGACGGUUAAGACCCGUGAAAAGUGCUGAUAGUUUGGACGGCGAGGACAGCCUAGGUCCUCUUCUAGGACCUCCGCCAGCCAGACCAUGCGGUCACAGUCGGUCGGUCUCGCACGAUUCGUAUUUCGAUCAUUUGGCGGACGCGCCUAAUGCUGCGUCGCCCUUGGAUCUGUCAGAAAUACAGCUCAACUUUGACUUGGAGGAACGUGAAAUGCGAAUGUUCUCGGAAGAAGAGAGCGGAGGUGUGGCGUCGGUGGAAGCAUCUCCACGACGGCAACGAACGGAGGGAACGCAAAACACUACCGCCACCGGUGGAUCGAAGAGAAAGAGAUCGCGAUUAGAAGAAAGACUGCAAUGCGAUGUGGAGUUGCGCUUCAUCGAUAGUCAAAGUCCUGACCAGGUGAUGGUAUCCGCAGACAUUCACAGCAUGGACACACCAUCCCCCUUACCUACGCCAGGGUAUCUUCCACUGUUAUCAGAAGCUUCGACUCCACUCACACCUGCCACAUUACAUGGAACCCCGCAUUCUGUGUCACCUAUACCAGUCAACAGUCCUAGGAUAAGUUUCCGAAGUUUCACUUUACCGUUAGAGAUCGACGAUGAGCAGGGCAACGCGAACAAACUGAAUAGAACUAGCGUGUCUUCCGAUAAAUCAUCCGACCCUAGUCAUAGAUUAUCCGUAAACUUAGAAGGACAGAAUAACGCUAAAUCUUGCGAGAGGAUAACGUCGUACGAUAAACGCGUAGAUUUGUACGACGCUAAGGAAUCUUCCAACGCUCAGAAGAUUUUAAAGGAAUCGAAUCUAGUAGUAUCGGACGUAGUCGACCAAGAGAUGACACUUUGUGAUAGGCUAGCGUCUCACCUUAGCGAGACAGACUCCACUAAAAUAACAUCUCCGUGCAAGGACGCGGACAGAUCGAGUUCGUGUCCCGUCGAUGAGAGCAAGUCGUCUCGUAGCGACACCAGAGAUCCGUUGGACGUACGGAAACACGAUGCACCGAACAGCAAGUCCGUUAGUUCGCAAAAUGACGACGCCAUAGCUGGGAAUUCAAACGCACAUAGAAACGAAUUGUCGGGAUUGCCGUUAUCCAAUGCAACCGAUCUCGAUUCCCCGAUGUCCUAUGAACAGACCAUUGAAGAUCUACCAGACUCUGGUUUUGUGAUUUGCGAUAGUUCCGACAAGAUGUUCACCAAUACGGAAACGCCGCAAAUGGCUACGAACACCAACGAUUCCGGUGAAUGGGUGAUAGUCGAGAGAACCGGCUCGAUCACAACGCCAACGAGCGAAUCGAGCAGCCCGAAGGAUCCAUUGGAUGGCACCGUGAAUCCGGCGAUAGCUACAGACGCGCCACAAUUAAGAUCGAUAUCGGAGAACGUAUCCAGGACAUCGUUGGAUCUCACAAUGGGCUCGACCGUGGACACAGACACGUCUUGCAUCGGCGUCAGUGACUUGACCGAAAGUCCUGUUCUUCCUCAAGAGUCUGGAGAGAUGACUUUCGACGUGGCCGAUAACAGGGAACUCGGGGAACACGCCAUCACCGCGCAAAGGACAGCCGGGUCUUUCGAUGGCCAAGCGAAUUUCAGGUUGGGCGAUUCCGGGAACAAUUUCUCGAAUAUCGUUCACUCGUCCAUGCACGACCAGGAUAACGGGAAUCAGAAGAUGUGCACUGUCAGUAUAACGGACGUUCGUUUGAAUCAGAAGUCUACGGAAAUGGAUCACGAGGUCACCGCGUAUUACAAUCAGCUGGAUAACGCGAAAACGUUCAACAAGAAUGACAGUUCAACGAAGAAAAAUUUUGGAAACGAAGAAGCUUUCGACAACUCUCAACGUACCUCGAGGAGUCUAGACUUUCAGCAGCAAGAUAUCCGACGUUCCUUGCAGUUGCAUCGGAAACCGCAGUUCCAGAGUGCCGAUUGUCGUUCGUUUACCAACCUGUCGAACAAGUAUCAGGAUCUCGAGUUAUCUCUCGCCAAUGCUGACAAUAAUAAGCAACGUUGUCAAAAUCAGAAGCUAGAAAAGUGCCAAAGCUUCGAGUACGUCUCACCAAAAGAACCGGCUAAGAACAACCAACAGCACAAACAACUUCCAACGUGCACCGAUGAGAACUCUAAAUGCAAUAACGUGAAGACCAUUCAGCGGCAGGAACAAAUCGAGAUGGUGAUCCCGUCAGAGAAUGCGGCGGAACCCAGUGAAAUAGCUCAUCAUCCGGAGGGAGCGUCCGAGACGACGUCAUUGGACUCGUCCUGCUCGUUCUCCAACGCGUCCUCACCAGUGGAUGAUUCGAUCGUUCUCCGUGACACGGCAGCCAUACUGCAAGAAUUAGCGUUGCAAAGAUUAUCAGGUGGUAUGGUGGGCGAUCUGUCCAUUCCUCCAAGAAGAAGGUACGAAGCGGAAAGUAACAGGGAUCGAAGGAGCUUCGACUCUGAGAUCGGAAGAGAAAUAGUUCGCGAACGAAAGAUGCGACAGGAACUGGACACCGCUCGAGGAAAAUCCGAGGAACCACCCGUGAACAAUGCUCAACAUUUGCCACCGUGUUUGAGGGCGCGUCACGCAAGAGCUACUCGAGCGUCGUUGAGUCGAUCACUGGACGAGGCCAAGUUUAAUAAAAUGACCGAGGAGGCAUGCUUGCCCGUGAAACAGGCCACGGAGGAUGCACAGCACAGCUCCACGCCGAACGUUGGGGCUAGUUCGAACAACUCCAGAAAUUCCGAUAAGUCUAAUCUAAAGAACCUCGGUGGCUUAGACCUGGGUGAUCCCCAAUGCAGAGAAAGGAUAGAAAAGUACAAAGAGGAGAGGAGGACGUUCUUGAGGGACAAGUACAGGUCGGAAAGUUUUCGUGGAAUGUUGUCAAAGGCGGAGGACGACGGAGAGCAAGCCCUUUUGACUAGGUUAAAACAAAGAGCCUCUAGGCCCUCCCUUCAUUGAUAUUAACGUAAUAUUUAUGAAAUACUCUAUCGACUUUUCCGCGUAGAUGCCUCUAAUGCGUCGCACGAUGAAUUACAUGUAUAAUUCUAGUAAACUGCUGGCUGCACUAAUCACGUUUAACCCUUUGCUCUCAGAAUCUCUUUUAAGUUAGGGAAGGACAAUAGCGUAUGUUUUGUUCAAUGUAAAAAUACAGUAGUGCAUGGUUGAAUUUCUACAAUUUAUCCCUACUCUUGCCUCACCACUCAGCGUGUCUCGAGUUCAGCGAAGUCUGACCCAACAGAAAAGAAAAGAGAUUUUUUCAAACUUUUUAUUCUCCGUAAUUUUCAUCUGAUCUUUUUUAAAAUGAUGCAUUACAAGAAACUACUUCAAAUUAAAACGUUACACGAUUCAGUAAUAUAGUUCCUGUAUUUUAUUACGUAUUAAACUAAAAUUGUUUAAAAGGUUUUGUAAACACACAUCAUUUUAUAGACACAAAGGAGAAUGAUCUUUAAUAUAAUUUAAACUACUUUAUUCCUUGAUGAAAAAAAUCUUUUAAC
Molecule: messenger RNA, 5682 nt
Organism: Colletes gigas
Lineage: Eukaryota; Metazoa; Arthropoda; Insecta; Hymenoptera; Colletidae
Gene: CdGAPr
Product: rho GTPase-activating protein 32
Exons: 8
Coding region: 422-5146 (1574 amino acids)
Biological process (GO): small GTPase-mediated signal transduction
Molecular function (GO): GTPase activator activity; phosphatidylinositol binding; protein binding
Source: RefSeq, a predicted model, not a curated record